UCACAGGCGUUUCUCCGACAGUACCUGUUCUUCAAAACCGCUCCCGGGGGCGCCGCGCUCCCAAGGGCUGAGAUCCUCAAAGGCGGGCAGUCUCCUGGCGUCCAUGACAGGCAGGAGCCCCGCCCCCCCGGCUAGCCCCGCCCCCCGGAAGUGAUGGCUGAACCCGUGCGCUCACUGCCGGUGGGUCCCCGGCUUGCAUGGCCGGGCCGUGGGGAACGCGGGUGGCCCUGGCCGGGCGCCCUAUGGCGGCGGUAGGAGCCGGAGCCGGAGCCGGUGCCAUGAGCGACAGCGACGCCCUCGACUACUCGGUGCACGAGGCCUGGAACGAGGCCACCAACGUCUACCUGCUGGUGGUGCUGGCCAGCCUGGCGCUGCUGGUCUACGCCCGCCGGAAUAAAAGGAAGAUCAUGCGAAUAUUCACAGUGCCUCCUACAGCAGAGGCACCAUCAGAGCCAAACUUCUAUGACAAUAUGAAAAAAAUCCGCUUAAGACAACAAUUAGAGAUGUAUUCUAUCGCAAGGAAGUAUGACCAGCAGCCGCCACAGAAACAGACUGACAGUAUACAGCUCUCAAUGGAAUGAAGUCUUAAAUUGUGGGAAUUCAAGCAAUUUUCACAGUGCUGAUAAUGACAGUCAUUUUCAAAGGAACUUUAAUGGCAUAUGUGUU
Chelonia mydas (Green sea turtle) is the source of this 666-nucleotide messenger RNA. It is a transcript of the gene SMIM19, whose product is annotated as small integral membrane protein 19. The transcript has 3 exons. Bases 198 to 581 code for a protein of 127 amino acids. The record is from RefSeq and is a predicted model, not a curated record. Lineage: Eukaryota; Metazoa; Chordata; Testudines; Cheloniidae.